GGAGUUAUUUGCAGCUAUUCUCAGAGACAAGAGCCCCAGUUGGUGUGUGUGUUCCCCAGCUGGGGUGAUGGGGCAUAGGGAGUUCAGUCAGUGCUUCGGGUCUCUUCCCAGGGGGGUCUCAAAGCAGUCAAGUCUCUCAGAAAAUGACGGGUUUAGGUUUCUUAUUUUAUUAUAUGAAAUAAGUGUUUUUUUCAACAGAUAAGUCACUUAGUGAAUUUAUGUGCGUAUUUAUAUUCUGAAUUUUAUCUUUGGCAAAAUAAAGCUGUUAAGACUCCUGUUGAACUCAAGCUGGAGCAGCAUUUUAAUGCCAGUGUGGCAAUCUGUUCUGACUUACUCUGCUCCUCGACUCAAAAUAAACUGUGUGUAAAACUGGUGUAUUCAAACACAACUCUCCAACUAAUUGUGCAGUUUGGUAGCGCUUGGGAGAAGUUGAAGCACCAGGAGAGUGAGUGAGGUGCUGGUUUGUCGUUGUGGACCCCUUGUCCUUGGCUGUCCAUCCCAGCCCCAUCCUCAUGGAUUGUUGUGACGCACCGAUGGCGAACAGGGAGGAGAUGCCUUCUGGCACGGCUGGCCACCGUCCUCCUCACCUUAGUGCUCUCCACCCAGACAUGCACAGUUGGGUGAGGUCACAGGGGUCUGCAAAGCUCUCUGGUCCUCCAUGUCUCAUCUCAGGGACAAUCCUGACAGGGUUUAGUGCAGCAGUUCCAAGUACUGGAUGGCUGGAAAAGCAGUUGGCGGUGAGGGUUUGCAGUGCCCUCCUCUGCCUCCAAACAUCCUUCCCUCUCUGCAGAGCUGCUGUUGUAGGAAAUGUGCCAUGGAUUUGGUGGAGUUGUAGGCUGAGGAGGUGGCUCCUACUAGACCAGAUGACAGAGCUGGGGAAUAGAAGUCUUUUUUUUGAAUGUGGGUCAGGGAGGAGCAGCUGCCGUGGUGCGGGGUGGGUGACUGGGGACGCCGUGGCAGCCCAGGCUGCGCCGUGGUGCGCGGUAUCCCUUUCACUCUCAAGCUGUUCGUGCUAGUUUGUGAGGCUUAUCUCUGAAGCAAACACUGCUGUGGUUCUCCUGGCUGUUGUAAGAUGGUGAUGGGAGCAGUAGGUGUUCAUCCCCACCCGGCUGCCUCCCGCUCAGUGAGAGCCUUUGACGUACAGGAGCCGACAGAACUGCUCUCUUUUGACUUCUCUCUCCUUUCCCGAAAUGGCCGGGAGAGUGAUAUUCGGGUCAGCUGCCUCCAGUGUGUCAUUUUCUUUUGACACUCAUCCCUCCGAGCGAAGAGGAGGAGCCCGGUGGGGAAACGCUGUGGAGCUGUUGGCUGCAGUGGACUGGGGUGUAGUUAAAAGGGUGCUGUGGUUAUUCGAGUUGCUAAUCACAUCAAGGCAGGGACAUCUCUCUGAUGCCUGACUGGAACUGUAUGGGAGUGAGGAUGGCCUUUCCCAGACCUCGCUGCCAGAGAGCUGGAGGGACCCAGGCACCUUCCCCGUCCCUCAGCUGGGUCUGAGCCCCCCGUGUUCGCCCUCUGAUGUCUGAGGAACUGCUGAAGGAUGCGGCCGCGGGCGCCGAGGGCUGUCUCGCUAACAAGGAGACUCCUCAAAGGCCUGCAGAGGAGACGUAGGAUCUUCAAGCAAGUUCUGGCAGCAGGAUCCCGAUAACAGAUAAACUCACUUGACCACCAUGAGUUGGAGCUUUCUGACCCGCCUGUUAGAGGAGAUCCAGAACCACUCGACCUUUGUUGGCAAGAUCUGGCUGACAGUGUUGAUUGUGUUCCGGAUUGUCCUGAUUGCCGUGGGGGGAGAGUCCAUUUACUACGACGAGCAGAGCAAGUUCGUGUGCAACACGGAGCAGCCGGGCUGCGAGAACGUCUGCUACGACGCCUUCGCCCCCCUCUCGCACGUCAGGUUCUGGGUCUUCCAGAUCAUCCUGGUGGCCACUCCCUCGGUGCUGUACCUGGGCUACGCCAUCCACAAGAUCGCCCGGAUGGUGGAGCACGGCGAGGCCGGGAGGAGGGGCCGCAGGAGGAGCCUGCCCAUCCGCUGGAAGCAGCACCGCGGCCUGGAGGAGGCUGAGGGCGACCACGAGGAAGACCCGAUGAUGUACCCGGAGAUGGAGGUGGAGAGUGUCCGGGAGAGCAAGGAGAAGCAGAGCCCCGCCAAGGCCAAGCACGACGGCCGGCGGCAGAUCCGGGAGGACGGGCUCAUGAGGAUUUACGUGCUGCAGCUCCUGGCCAGGGCCCUGUUCGAGGUUGGCUUCCUGGUGGGGCAGUACUUCCUGUACGGCUUCCAGGUGAGCCCCGUGUUCGUGUGCAGCAGGAAGCCCUGCCCGCACAGAGUCGACUGCUUCAUCUCCAGGCCGACCGAGAAGACCAUCUUCCUGCUGAUAAUGUACGGGGUGAGCUGCAUGUGCCUGCUCCUGAAUGUCUGGGAGAUGCUGCACUUGGGGUUGGGCACCAUCCGGGACACACUCAACAGCAAGAGGAAGGAGCUGGCGGACUCUGGGACCUUCAACUACCCGUUCACCUGGAACACCCCGUCGGCUCCCCCCGGGUACAACAUCGCCCUGAAGCCGGAGCAGAUGCCGUGCACGGAGCUGUCCAACGCCAAGAUGGCCUACAAGCAGAACAAAGCCAACAUAGCUCAGGAGCAGCAGUACGGCAGCACCGAGGGCAACAUCCCCACCGACCUGGAGAUCCUGCAGAGGGAAAUCAAAGUGGCUCAGGACCGCCUGGACCUCGCCAUCCAGGCCUACAACAACCAAAACAACCCCGGCAGUUCCAGAGGGAAGAAGUCCAAAGCAGGCUCGAACAAAAGCAGUGCCAGUAGCAAGUCAGGAGAUGGGAAGAACUCGGUCUGGAUUUAAUGUUGGCUGAGUUGAUGUGCUGUGGUUUUCUCUCCUAGUUUAUCAUAAUAACCAGCAGCCCCAUCAAUAAUGGCUUCCAUUAAGGGAAUAUUUGACUCUGCUUAUUUUCAGGGAUACCGUUGGCUAGUGAUGCAGCCCCUGGAGAGGGUUUAUACACUGACUCUGGGACUAUAGAACUUUAUUCUUUUGUCUUCCAAGUCAGGAGACAAAUAGGUAUAUUUAAUUCAUUCUCAUUGAACGGUUUAUACUGUAUGUACAGUAUUAUAGUACAUUUAUUAUGCACAAUUUUUUUUGUAUUUGUACACUGGAUCUGAUGUUACACUUUUUAUAUCGACCAGGACAAGGCCAUGGGUAGCCGUUAAUUAGCAUUUUGUUAAUUUUAUUAUUGUUGUCAGCAGUUAUGUCGUUGUUCUUCCUUGUUUUCCGAGUAAAACUUUUUAUAAA
Messenger RNA from Corapipo altera (White-ruffed manakin), 3290 nucleotides. RefSeq names its product gap junction protein gamma 1 (gene GJC1). The coding region runs from base 1665 to 2846 and encodes 393 amino acids. The record is from RefSeq and is a predicted model, not a curated record. The transcript has 4 exons. Gene Ontology annotation, cellular component: connexin complex. Gene Ontology annotation, biological process: cell communication. NCBI's taxonomy places the organism in Eukaryota, Metazoa, Chordata, Aves, Passeriformes, Pipridae.